Molecule: messenger RNA, 1093 nt
Organism: Leptopilina heterotoma
Lineage: Eukaryota; Metazoa; Arthropoda; Insecta; Hymenoptera; Figitidae
Gene: sicily
Product: NADH dehydrogenase (ubiquinone) complex I, assembly factor 6
Exons: 4
Coding region: 83-1021 (312 amino acids)
Biological process (GO): mitochondrial respiratory chain complex I assembly; biosynthetic process
Cellular component (GO): mitochondrion
Source: RefSeq, a predicted model, not a curated record
UAGUUCGGAAGAAAGUUACUGUAACUACCCAACCUUGUAAAUUUUCGAUUAUGUAGUAGACGAUAUUAUAUCGAUUAUCGAUAUGCGAAUGUCGUGUUAUUUGUUAUGGAAAAGUGGACAGCGGUGUUUAAAUAUAAAUUUGCAACAACAAUGCACUCGUUUAAUGUCAACAACAAAACAAUCGCCGAGCGAAUAUUGUUUGAAUUUAGUCAAAAAACAUGACUACGAAGGUUUUCUGUGCAAUCUACUUUUGAAAAAUGAAAUAAGAUCGGCUGCUUUUGCGAUUCGUGCUUUUAAUGUUGAAAUAGCGACUGUUGAGGAUCAUGUGCAAGACAAAAGAAAUGGUUUAAUGAGACUGAAAUUUUGGGACGAUACAAUAAACAAUAUUUACAAUGAUUUACCGCCUAAAACGCCAACAGCUUUAGAAUUACACAGAAUUUUAAAGCAACACAAAUUAUCGAAACAUUAUUUUAAACGUCUCAUUGAUGCGAGAUAUGCAAAAUUAGAAAAUUCACGAUUUAAUGAUUUAUCGACAAUGGAGAAAUAUGCGGAGAAUGCAUUUUCAUCGAUUUUGUAUUUAUUGCUCGAAGCAAAUGGUACAAAAGAUUUAAAUUGUGAUCAUUUCGCGAGUCAUUUGGGUAAAGCUUGUGGAAUUGUCACAUUAAUACGAGCAAUUCCAUAUUAUUCGCAAAAAAAUAUUAUCAUGUUACCAAUGGAUUUAAUUGAAGAAAAUAAGGUUUCUGUGAAAUCAAUUUUUCGCUGUGAAUCCAGUCGAGAAUUAAAGGAAAUACUUUUUCAAGUCUCUUCGUGCGCAAAUUCACAUUUGCAAAAGGCUCGAUCACUGAAAGAUAAAGUGCCGAAAGAGAUUUAUCCAAUUUUCCUGCCUUUCCUGAUAGCAGAAGAUUAUUUGGAAAAAUUGAGGCAACACGAUUUCAAUAUUUUUGAUCCAAAAUUGCAGAGAAAGGACAAUUUACUUCCGGCAAAAUUGUAUUUGCGGAAAAUGUUAAAUAGAUUAUUCUAAAUUAUAUACAAGAAAGAAAACACACAAAGAACACACACAUUCAUGUUCAAUAAACAGAAUUUUCGUAAGAAA